This is a messenger RNA of Lindgomyces ingoldianus, 507 nucleotides long. RefSeq lists its product as uncharacterized. The coding region runs from base 1 to 507 and encodes 168 amino acids. Lineage: Eukaryota; Fungi; Ascomycota; Dothideomycetes; Pleosporales; Lindgomycetaceae. The transcript is spliced from 3 exons. The record is from RefSeq and is a predicted model, not a curated record.
AUGUCCUCCAUCGCUCCCCUCACCCCCCUUCCCAGCCUCCGUAUCUCCACCCAUCACAUCCCUUCACACUCCCUCCUCCCAAACUGCCCGGCCCCCUCCCACCCCCUGUAUAUCUACCACAACGCCUACCCACCCACCACCUCUCCCUCAGCCCUCGAAUCCCACCUCAGUGCCAUUAGCGUCUUCUACUGCGGAAGAGUUCGGCUUUGUUUCGGAGGCGAGGGGAAUCCGGGGCGGGUAGAGAUGGUGGUGAAGGCUGGGGAUGCUAUAGUAAUUCCAGCAGGAGUUGGACAUCGGCUAUGGGAGGAUUUGGAGGGGGGUUUUCAGAUGGUGGGUGCAUACCCGAAAGGGCGUGAUUGGGACAUGUGUUAUGGGAAGGAGGGGGAGGGGGAGGGGGAGAAGGCGAAGGCUGUGAAAGAUGUGGAGUGGUUCAAGAGGGAUCCAUUGUAUUGGGAUGAGGGUUUUGUUGUUUGGAAGUAUCCAAAGAGAGGUAUCAGUGUACAGUAA